Culex pipiens pallens (northern house mosquito) is the source of this 4173-nucleotide messenger RNA. RefSeq lists its product as uncharacterized. The transcript has a single exon. The record is from RefSeq and is a predicted model, not a curated record. NCBI's taxonomy places the organism in Eukaryota, Metazoa, Arthropoda, Insecta, Diptera, Culicidae. Gene Ontology annotation, biological process: DNA integration. The coding region runs from base 1 to 4173 and encodes 1390 amino acids. Gene Ontology annotation, molecular function: nucleic acid binding; zinc ion binding.
AUGCCUAACGGAGACGGAAGCGGUGCCGCUGCUGGUGCUCAAGGUGCUGUCCAACCUGAGGCUCGUGGCCAGAACUACGGAGUCGGGGGCCAUCCGCCAAUCGAGCGGCUGGUCGGACGUGACAACUGGCGGACGUGGAGGUUCGCAGUGCGCACGUACCUGGAGAUAGAGGACCUGUGGGACGUGAUUGAACCAGCUCAAGGCACGGCCGUCGACGUGAAGAAGGACCGGAUCGCUCGAGGGAAAAUCAUUUUCUUCCUCGAUCCGUCGAUUUUCCACCACGCGGAGAACGCGAAGACUGCCAAAGAGUUGUGGACGAAGCUGUGCGGCCUGUACGAGGACACUGGAUUAACCCGUCAGUGGGCGCUCCUGCACAAGCUCAUCACGACGAACCUGGCGAGCAGUGGGUCCAUGGAGGCGUACGUGAACCGGAUGACGACUACAGCGAAUCAGCUUAUCGGAAUCGGCUUCCCGCUGGACGAGAAAUGGAUCGGCAUGAUGCUGCUGGCGGGACUACCGCUGGACUAUCGUCCGAUGGUCAUGGGGCUCGAGAAUUCCGGGAUCGCAAUCACUGGUGACGCCAUUAAAACCAAAUUGCUCCAGGAAGACGACCUGCCAGUGGAACCAGCCGGAGGACAAGCGUACGUGUCCAAGGGACGCUACAAGGACAACAAGCAGAGCAAGCCUCAACCGAGUGCUGCUCCAAGCAAAUCGAAGGGAUCGAAGUGUCACCGCUGCGGCAAAGCUGGCCAUUUCGCCAGGGACUGCACAGCCAAGGAACCAGUGCGCAACGACCGCGACGGCAAGAAGAAAGCUUUCUGUGCCGUGCUCUCGGUGCUGGAUUCGGACGACGCCAACGAUUGGUACUUCGACUCCGGAGCUGUGAAGCACUUGACCAAGAACGAGGCGCUGCUGGAGAACCCCCGGACGACGUCUGGAAGCAUAAUAGCGGCGAACAACCAGGCGAUGAAGAUCGUUGCUGAGGGAACUACGACGUUGCAGCCGACGUGCUACGACGACACCAUCGAGAUCGAGAACGUUGAACUAGUGCCGGAGUUGGCGGUCAAUCUACUUUCCGUCGGGAAGAUCGUGGAUCAAGGCCAUACCGUCGUGUUCAACCGAGAUGGAUGUGAGGUGAUCGAUGAAGACAACAGUGUCUUCGCGACUGGGAGCAGAUCGAACGGGCUGUUCAAGUUGGACCAGAUCAAGCCGAGAGCGCUGGCGUGCUCUUCCCGCGAAACUGCUGAGCUGUGGCACAAGCGUUUGGGACACAUGUGCAUGAAGAACCUGAUCAAGUUGAAGAACGGUCUCGUCAACGGAAUCAAGUUCGAAGGCAACGAGUGUGGCAGAGGCUGCAUUGUCUGUGCAGAAGGUAAGCAGACACGAUUGCCAUUCAGCCACGCAGGGACUCGUGCGGCUGGAAUCCUGGACCUGGUGCACUCGGAUAUCUGCGGCCCGAUGGAAGAGAAGUCGUUGGGUGGCUGUCGCUACUAUCUCAGCUUCACCGACGACAAGACGCGCAAGAUAUUCGUCUACUUUCUGCGAACCAAGUCCAAAGAAGAGGUUCUGCAGUGCUUCAAGGAUUUCCACGUGACUGCUGAGCGGCAAACGGGCUGCAAGCUGAAGGUGAUUCGGACGGACAACGGCCUGGAGUACACGAAUCGGUUGUUCCAGGACUACCUGUCGGGGAUGGGGAUCCGUCACCAAACCACCGUGGAGUACACCCCUGAGCAGAACGGACUCGGAGAAAGGGUCAACCGGACUGCCGUGGAACGCGCUCGAUGCAUGCUGUUCGAAGCUGAUCUGCCAAAACCGUUUUGGGCAGAGGCUGUGGCUGCUGCGAUCUACCUGAUCAACAGGUCGCCGACGAAGGGCAUCGAGAUGACACCGGAGGAAGCGUGGUCAGGUCGCAAGCCGGACUUGUCACACGUACGAGUGUUCGGCACGAGCGCGAUGGCUCAUGUACCGAAGCAGAAGCGCCGCAAGUGGGACAAGAAAGCCGUGGAAUGCAUUCUCACUGGCUACGAAGAGGACACCAAGGCGUACCGCUUGUACGACAAGAAGACGAGGUCGAUCAUCAACAGCCGAGACGUGACGUUCGUGUCGGAAGGAGUGGUCAAACGUGGAGUGACCGCUGAACCGAGGGCUAGUGGACCGGAGCGGACAUGUGUGCGGUUGGACUUUUGGGACUACGUGCCAGCGGAUGUCGUUCAAGAGGUUGUUCCACCGGAAGCUGCGGAACCACAAGUGGAGCCUGACGAAGAACCUGAAGAUGCAUUCGAGUCGGCCGAGAGCAGCGACGACGACGUGUCCUUUGCUGAAGAUGACCCGUUGCCUGCGCUCCCGCCACAAUCAUCUUCAGAACCACCCAAAGGGGGGUUGAGGCUCAGUGGUAGGGAGCGUUUUCUUCCAGAUAAGACGACGACGAUGACCAAUGCAGCCGCGAGGCCCGAGGAUCCUGCCGCUGCGCCCCCGUCGUGCUCUUAUCAAAGAUCAGUUGCCGAUGACGGUCAACAACGAUUGAUGCUUUGCGAUAGGGGGCGCCCGCCCCAAGGCAAGUAUUCUGACAACCCUGAUGAAUCACCCGAUACUGGUAUCGACACUCCACAGCCGCUUCUGGAUGAUCCGUUCACGCACCAACAAGCCCUGGCUCGGGACGACGCUGAACACUGGAAACAGGCCAUGAAGGAUGAGUACGAAGCCCUCAUCUCAAACGGAACGUGGGAGCUGUGCGAUCUACCAGAAGGACGUUCGGCGAUCAAGUGCAAGUGGGUGUACAAGACCAAGCUGGACGUGAACGGGGACAUCGACCGGUACAAAGCGAGGCUGGUCAUCAAAGGAUACUCGCAGCGAAAGGGGGUAGAUUACGAAGAGACCUACGCCCCGGUCGUUCGCUAUAGUUCGCUGCGAUAUCUCUUCGCACUGGCUGCCCGUCUGGACAUGAAGGUCGACCAGAUGGACGCAAUUACGGCCUUCCUGCAAGGAGAACUGUCGGAGGAGAUCUACAUGGAGCAACCCCCUUGCUUCGUGGACGGCAAGAAGCGGUCCAAGGUCUGCCGACUCAAGAAGGCGCUGUACGGGCUCAAGCAAUCCAGUCGUGUCUGGAACAAGAAGCUGGAUGCUGCCCUGAGGAAAUUCGACCUGGUAUGCACCGAUUACGACCCGUGUGUGUACACCAAGGUGCGCGGCGACAAGAUGCUGUUCGUCGCUGUGUACGUGGAUGAUGUCCUGAUCUUCUCGAACUGUGACCGCUGGAAGACGGAGAUCAAGGCCCAACUCAGCCGGGAGUUCAAAAUGAAGGACAUCGGACCUGCGAAGUACGUUCUGGGGAUCCGGGUGAGCCGGAGCAAGGACGAGAUUGCCCUGGACCAGGAGAAGUACGUGGAAGCGAUCCUGAGUCGAUUCCAGAUGACGGACUGCAAGCCCGUCAGUACGCCCAUGAACGUGAGCGAGAAGUUGACGCGCGACGCGUGCCCGUCGACUGACCAAGAGAAGGAGAGGAUGAAGUCCGUGCCGUACCAAGAAGCCGUUGGGUGCUUGAUGUACUUGGCCCAGAGCACCAGACCGGACAUCUGCUACGCGGUCAACAUCCUCAGCCGCUUCAACUCGAACCCAGGUGAGAAGCACUGGUGUGGUGUGAAGCAUCUGUUCCGCUACCUGCGCGGGACCUCGAAGUUUCGUCUGACCUACACGAAAGGAGGAGCUUCGAAGAUCGAAGGUUUCUCGGACGCCGACUGGGCUGCUGAUCUGGAGGACCGGAAGUCGAUCACGGGGUACGUGUUCACCGCCCAAGGUGCAGCCGUGUCCUGGAGCUGCAAGAGGCAACAAACCGUUGCACUCUCGACCUGCGAGGCCGAAUACAUGGCGUUGUCGGCUGCGGUGCAGGAGGCGCUCUGGUGGCGCCGGUUGCGGGGACGUAUCGAGUCGGAGGAGGCGAUUACGAUCCACUGCGACAACCAAAGUGCGAUCGCGGUCGCACGGAACGGUGGCUAUCAUCCGAGGACGAAGCACAUCGACAUACGACACCAUUUCAUCCGGGACGCGCUGGAGAAAGGCGAGGUUGUCGUGGACUACGUUCGGAGCGAGGAGCAAACAGCGGAUGGUCUAACCAAACCGCUGUGCCGUACGAAGAUGGAGAUCUGCCGAGAUCAACUUGGUCUGCAGCAUCCCUAG